Molecule: messenger RNA, 5894 nt
Organism: Peromyscus maniculatus bairdii (prairie deer mouse)
Lineage: Eukaryota; Metazoa; Chordata; Mammalia; Rodentia; Cricetidae
Gene: Gnb4
Product: G protein subunit beta 4
Biological process (GO): signal transduction
Molecular function (GO): protein binding
Source: RefSeq, a predicted model, not a curated record
GGGUGUGGCCGCCGUCUCGUGUGGCGGAGCCUGUUCCCGGUUCGCUCCCCGCAGCCGAGCGGCCAGCAGCAGCGCGGUGGUGGCAACCGGGCUCCAGAUUAAAAUACAAAUUAACUGGCACACACACCCCUCUUAGUUCUUCACGUGAGACUCCUGAGGAAAACAGUCACAAAGGAUGAGCGAACUGGAACAGUUGCGGCAGGAGGCUGAGCAGCUGCGGAAUCAGAUCCAGGAUGCCAGGAAGGCCUGCAAUGAUGCCACGCUGGUUCAGAUCACGUCUAACAUGGACUCCGUGGGCCGAAUACAAAUGCGAACCAGGCGCACGCUCCGCGGCCACCUCGCUAAGAUCUACGCCAUGCACUGGGGCUAUGAUUCCAGGCUACUAGUCAGUGCGUCCCAAGAUGGAAAAUUAAUUAUUUGGGAUAGCUAUACGACAAAUAAGAUGCAUGCCAUUCCGCUGAGGUCCUCCUGGGUGAUGACUUGUGCCUAUGCCCCGUCUGGGAACUAUGUUGCCUGUGGAGGCUUGGACAACAUCUGCUCCAUAUACAACCUGAAGACUCGAGAGGGGAAUGUGCGGGUGAGCCGAGAACUGCCGGGGCACACAGGCUACCUGUCCUGCUGCCGGUUCUUAGACGACGGACAAAUCAUUACCAGCUCAGGAGACACGACGUGUGCAUUGUGGGACAUCGAGACGGGGCAGCAGACGACGACCUUCGCGGGACACUCGGGUGAUGUGAUGAGUCUCUCACUGAGUCCUGACUUGAAGACCUUUGUGUCUGGUGCUUGUGACGCGUCUUCAAAACUGUGGGAUGUCCGAGAUGGGAUGUGUAGGCAGUCUUUCACGGGACAUAUCUCAGACAUCAAUGCUGUCAGCUUCUUCCCAAGUGGAUAUGCCUUUGCCACUGGCUCUGAUGAUGCCACUUGCCGGCUCUUUGACCUCCGUGCAGACCAGGAGCUACUGCUGUAUUCUCAUGACAAUAUCAUCUGCGGCAUCACUUCUGUGGCCUUCUCAAAGAGUGGGCGCCUUCUGCUAGCCGGCUAUGAUGACUUCAACUGCAGUGUGUGGGAUGCGCUGAAAGGAGGCCGGGCAGGUGUCCUUGCUGGUCAUGACAACCGUGUUAGCUGCUUAGGUGUCACUGAUGAUGGCAUGGCUGUGGCCACCGGCUCCUGGGACAGUUUUCUUAGAAUCUGGAAUUAACUGUGUCAUAGUUUCUGUUCUCCAAUGGUUAUUUGGAGAAAUCCAUGCUACAGCCUAUAGCUAUGAGAAAAACUCUACCUUCUAUUUGCGGAUGAAGAUGUUUCUAUUGAAAUGAAUGCAUACAAAAAGAAGCUUUCAGUGAACUACAACCAAAUGGUGUAAAAGAAACAAUCAAGAUGAAGGUCCCUUGCUGAGGUCGAAGGGCCGGGGUAUUAGCUGGGCAGUUGUGUUGACUUUAACCCCGACAGACUCGCUUGUGCUGGUUUUCUGUAGAUUAGAACAGACACUCGUUAGCAGAUGACCAUUGUGUUUGCAUUUUGUCAGGGACUCCCCUUGAACUCUGUAUAUAUAAAAAUGUCACAUUUUUAAAGUGUUAUCACGGAAGAGCCAGGACUCAGGAUAGGCAGAAGUGAUAGUGUAGAUAUAUGUGCUGUCUGAAGGAGUCCCCUUGGGUUCUGACAUUGCAUUUUAACUUUAGAGUCCCUGAAGGCUUCCUGAUUAGGAGGGCUGAGAGGUGAGGUGGCUCUGAGGGAGCCAGUGGCUGGUUUGACGCAUUCUUUGCCAGCUAGGAAUCUACGUAAGUGCUCCUUUGAGUCUUUGAGGUGGCAGGUGAUGUGAGGGCCAGGGGGUAAAAAUUUCACUUUGACACAGGAACAUAUUGAAGUGUCAUUACAAUUUAUUAUUAUAUUAAUAACCAGUAGACACUGGCAUGUAAUUUUUGGUAUUCUAAAAGGCUGAGCCCUUUGGACCUUUGGAUCUUGCUGUUAAUUUCACUUUCAGAAACCAAGUGUAUAGAAUAUACUAGUAUUUCCGGUUUGACAAAACCUGACUUGUCCCUGUAUCUGAAGACUUUUGCCCAGUAUUCUCUGUAAUAGGCAGGAAACUGUCUCACCUUUUACAUUCUUGAGAAACGUAAACUCAUCCACGCCACUGGCACUAACUUACAUGUAGUAAGAUGGCUUCAUGAAUUCAGUGUCAUGUCAAAUCUGUUGGAAUAAGUGAUCUGUACCCUUAAACUUCUGCUGUCCCAUUGGUGGUGCUGCAGAAGGGAUCCGGGGCCUGGUGCCCGCCAGGCAACUGCUCUGCAUCCCCAGCUCCUCUGAUGGACGCGUUCUGCUGCCGUGUAGUGCUGUUCUCCAUAGCAUGACACACUUGUUUCCAAGUAGCUUACUGCAGGCUGUCUGGAGCUGAACCCUCGAGCCUAAAGCAUUGUUUCAGAGGGGUCCAAUUGCUCAGUAGAGUGUCUGUCACUGGGCUGUCCUGCCUCCAGACCGAACCGAUGCCGCUCCUCGUGUUUCCUCCUGCAAAUUUAAAUGACUGACGAGAGUUAAGUCUUGCUGGGUGCUGCCUUCAUGGGUUACUUGGAUGUAUACACACACAUUGUUUUGUAACUCAGUAACAUGUAAGUUGCUGUUUAGCAAUUUUACUGUUAAAGUUGAGCACCUGUAACUAUAACCUUAAUAGUCGCAAACUGUUUCUGUGACUUUUCAUCCUUAUACUGUGAAUGGUCCUAUGUAAGUGUCCGCUGUGGUAAAAUCGGCAUCCCUGUUAUUAAGGUCAGUUGCUCUUAAGAGACUACAGUGGACAGAGCCUCCUCCCGGCACACAGCUCCAGGGUUGGACCUGAGUGGGGCAGACACACAGACACGGAAAGCUGGGGUCAUGUAGACUGGGCUCUCCUGUGGAGAAACUGCAGCUCCCAGGAAGGAAUUUGUGACAUGGAGUAGCAGAGUUGGUGCUGCUGUACACAGAUGAACAAGGAGGCAGCGUUUACGGUGUGCAGCUGGACAAGGAGACAAGGAUGGCUCCUCUCUGUAAGAGCAGCCUCUGCAGGGAAACAGUCUUCGGGCUGUAAACAUUGGGGGUAGGGAGGGUGCUAUGGUGGACUUUUCUACAUAGUCCAUCAGCAUUCAUACUCAAGCCAGGAGGGCUUUGCUGUUCUCCCACGGGUCUGGAGCAAAGGUCCUUGACACAGCAGUACCCGUCAACAGCACAUGCACUCAGGGCUUCCUUUGCUCCCUACAGGGUAGCGGUGAACUGAGAUACAGUAUUGAAGAGAAACAGACCACCAAUGGCAGGUGUGAAUGUGUACCUCAAUCUUUAGUUUCUGGGACACCUUUGCUCUAUCUGUGAACUAGGGAGGUCACUUCGUAAAGCGUAGCUCUCUGAAAUAGGGCACAAUUUACUUAAAAAAAGAAAAGCCUGACAGUGGGCUAGAAUCUAGCCUUGCUUGUACCUGUUGCCUGGAAAGCACUCUACCACCGGGCUACAUCUGCAGCCUGCCCCACCCAAGCCAGAGCUGAAGCACUGAUCAAAUCACUCCCCCAAAAGGGCGUGUCUCUAAGUCUGCUGUGUAGCUCAGAAUUCAUCCCAGUGUUCAUUCAGAACAGCACUUCUAAUAGGUAUUUAAAAAUGGGGCUAGUGAUUAACCUGGGCUAAGUACUUGAAGCACAAGGCCCGGGGUUCAGUCCUCAGCUGUGUGUGUCGGUCAAAAGUCAUACUAAAGGUAUUCUAUGGCCCUAAAUGUUUUAAAAUGGAAUUUAGGGCUGAAGAGUUGGCUCAGCAGUUAAGAGCACUUGUUAUUCUUACAGAGAACCUGGGUUCAAUUCCCAGCAACCACAUGGCAGCUCACAACUACCUGUAACUCCAGUCCCAGGGGAUCUGACUUCCUUGGGCAGCAGGCACAUUAAAGCAUGCAGGCAAAACAUUCAUACACACAAAUCUGUUUAAAAAGGAAUGUACUUUCAUGUUAUGGAACCAUGAUGAACAAUGUGGCUGACUGCACACAGCACUGACAUUUGACACAGCAAUGACCUUCCUCAAGCUGCUUUCUACUGGUUGGUGCCUUUAGGGUUUCUUUGCAGUUUCUGUUGCGGCUAAAUACAUUGGGUUGCCUGAGACUUCCUGAAAUUAACCUAUAUAUGUGCCUUAGCGGGUUGACGCAUAGCAUGCAUAACAUCAAACAGAAGUCGUCUUGAGAUGGACAAGAUUCUUAACAUUUUGCCGUGGCUCCUGCCUUGGCCUCUAACUGGGUCCGCAGGCAUUUGCCCCUGUGCCGCUUUCCCCAAGAGUAUUUUAAAGGCACACUUGCCUUUCUAAAACAGUGUAGCGCCGUGUGCUGUCCGGCAGGGCCGUCUCCACCUGGAGAUGAGCAAGCUUCCUUUUGGCUGCUGUACUCUGUGUAACGUUCCAGGUCCCUCACUAGCUUGCACUUAGAAGUGGUACACAUGUACUGUACUGAAUUCCAAGUUCAUAAAUGCCAAGUGGUGGGGUCUGGUUCUUGAAGAGCGGGUCUCGUCAGUAGCUGUCAUUUUAAUUUAGACUUAGCAAGCUGACUGAUGUGCUUCUGUUAAGGAAUUUUAAUCUGUUAAAAAAGAAGUGAACUAGUGUAUGCCUGUAACCCUUUACUUGGGAGGCUGGGACAGAGGGAUCACUGAGAGUUGAGGCCAGUCACUGGGGCUAUCAGAUGGAAACCUUGUCCCAGGGGCUGGAGAGAGAGAGCAGUGGUUAAACCUGCUUGCUAUUCUCACAGGGGGCCUGAGAACAGUUCCCAGUGGAGGUGGCUAACACCUUCCUAUAACUUCAAGGGGUCCAAAGCCCUCCUCUGGCUUCCUCAGACACCUGCACACACAUAAUUUAAAUCCUUUUUUAAAGGAAAAGAAAUCCUAUCUUAAAAACAACCAUAAAAAUGAUCAUUCUGUUGUUGAAAGUACUCGCCAAUCCUGUAGAUGACUUAGAUUUAGUAGUAAAACUAAGACUUUGUUUUAGAAAUGCAACUAUUCAGGGAAAUUAAGUGGAUGUGAAUGUCCUGUAUUUUAAACCAUUGACUAGCCUAGAAAACUGAAUAAGCAAUCCCCCAGAUGGACCUGCCAUCGUUUCAAUAAGGAACAUUCUUUUAGAAUCUGCAGAUCACAUCAGACUUGCACAAAUACUUAAGAAUGAUUUAAAAUGAUGUCUAAGCUUCCGUUAGAAAUGUAAGAGCCACCCACAGGUGAGUCUGUCAUUUGACAAAGAUGAUCUUCAAUCGGAUCCUGCAGAACGUGAAGCACACAGGAGCUCAGCUCCUGCUUUUCAUUGGUUACAAUGGUGCUCACAGGAGGUUUAAGUCAGCACUGUCAGCCACAGACUGAUGGAGCAUCUUGUAUUUAGGAAAUAUUUUCCAUCUUGAGAAUUUUCUAAGAGGUUUUUUUUCCUUAAACCCAAUGGCUGGCUUUGUAAAACAGGUAUAAUAAUGUAGCAUCACAGCUAGUAUGAAAUGUACCCAACAGAAUCUUCCAGCACAUGGUCUGUUAACUAGGACUUCGGUGGCACAGCAGGAGGUUGUGCAAGCCUUUCUGUCUUUAUACAGUGGUGCUCUAGCCUACCAUUUCUCACCCAAGAGGCUUCUCUUUGAACAUCUGCAUCGUCUCACUGAAGCCAUGAGAUGGCCCACACUUCAAGUGUGUCCUGAAGCUGGUUUGAGUACUUGCCUAUAAGGCACCUUGGAAAUGUCCUCAAGUAUUUCCACAACGAAGCCAACUGACUAUGAUGUCAGGCAUAUGUCUAAAGCUUGACCAUGCAAGCAGAGGACUGGGGCCAGGAUUCAGCAGUAUUCUGAGAUGUAACAGUGACUCACUCCUUUAUUUGUACAGUUGCUUGUGAAAUGUUGUAGUGAGCUGGUCCUGUGAUCUGUAAUCAAUAAAGUGCUUUUCAUCAUC